This is a messenger RNA of Spodoptera frugiperda (fall armyworm), 1625 nucleotides long. RefSeq lists its product as uncharacterized. The record is from RefSeq and is a predicted model, not a curated record. The transcript has 14 exons. NCBI's taxonomy places the organism in Eukaryota, Metazoa, Arthropoda, Insecta, Lepidoptera, Noctuidae. Bases 84 to 1598 code for a protein of 504 amino acids.
CGUCAUGUCGUGCAAUCAAGUUGUCAGUUUUGUACAAAUAUACAACUAUAGAUCAAUAGAAAAAAAUAGUAAAAUCAAUAACAAUGAAAUAUUUAUGUUUGUUACUAGUUAAUUAUAUUCUUGUAUUGUUAAUUGUUGACCAUGUUUCGUGUAAGAGUAUGGUUCCCGUGCUCUCGUUGGAACAGACCAGCCCUGCGCCCCCAGCCGCCAAUAGGUCGCAAAAUCUUAAGUACCUCCCCUUCAUAAUGCUGAUAGACAAAGACAUGGACACGAGUGAGUAUUGGCGGGAGACGGAGAUUCUAUCUCUCGUGCGGAACAAUGAAAUCGGUAUAGACUACGACAAAUGUGAGCAGACCGCAGCCGAGCAGAGCGUUGUGCGCAUCAACAGCUUCAGGACCGUUCGACCUAUAUGCAGGAAUACUAUUGAUUACCAGCAGUGCCCUCAAUGCCCUCAUUUCAAUAAUCAUACUGAAUGCGAACUCUUCAGGGACUCUUGCAAGGAACGUAGGGUAAGUCCGACGGAGUAUCGUACGUACUGCGACCGCAAGUACGGCAAGUGGCGCGCCAUGUUCCUGCCUGCUGACUAUUCGCAGUGCAGGUGCUGCGACGAGUGCAUCUUCUUUAGAGAGCUGGAUCAAUCGUGUGUGGAAGAUGAAUAUAGUUUUGAAACUGAAGAGUUUUUGCCAACUACUACAAUAGAUUUCCGAGCGGGAUGUAACCCGUAUUGGGGUCACCCAGAACAAGAGUUCCGUGCCCUAAGAUGCGACAAAAUUCUGCGGAGAUGUGUCCCUGUAACAGUACCGCCGUUACCAAACGAAACGUUUAAUAUCCGUCGUAGCUUCCGCUACGAAGCCGCUACGAGCGGCGACUGUCCGAUCUUCUGUCGUGGCUACGAAUGUAAAGGCUCGUUAGUUCCUGAACAAAACUGUGUUCCUGGUGGCUUCCUGCCGGACAAAGACCAAUGCAACUGCUGUGGCCGAUGCAGUGUAUAUCAUCAAUUAAACGAGAAGUGUGCAGAGUUCAAGAAGACUUUUCAAAAGGUCAAUGGCACUGUGGAGAUUGAGGUGGAAGAAGAGUUCCUAGAGCCAGGGUGUGAUGAUGGACUGGUGUGCAGACAGGGUCGUUGCCAGGACAUACACACGGUGCGUCCUUCUGUCGGCCCCCGACGGAAGAGGGAUGAAGAUAUUUUAACUAAUGAGCCAUGUAAACGUGAGUUGAAGUACUUCAAGAAGAAGUUCGGUCCAGACGGUCACCUGCAUUACAACGCGCCACAAUGCACUCCGCUUUGGUUAUAUGCUCCCGUCCAGUGUCGUCGCUUCGUGUGUUACUGUGCUUUGGAAGAUGGCAGCUUCAUCGUAGGGAUCAAAGUCCCGCGGGUUGAAGUAUCCAAUAUGAAUUGCGAUUGCGCUCGUGAGCGGUGUCGCACUGGUUCAGAUGUGGAGUGUGAUGGCUACGGCAACUACAAGGAAGCCGUGUUCACACCACACCUUGAGGAGUGGAAGGCGCAGGACGAGGCAGCGUCGGCCACUCCUGUCCCCGUGGCUCCGGAAGACCCUCGUUCCACCCUGAUGAUGGACCUGACCUCUAUGCCGCAAUGAUUUUAAUAUAGAUAUAGUAUUCAUUCA